UAGACCGCUGAUUCAUAGGUUUGUGAAACGGGGAAGGUAUGUAUAAUGUUGGUUUACAGACCCAGCGACCUGAGAACCGGUCAUCUGCUGCUUUCACUUCUGCUCCUCGCAUCCUGGGAGAUCGGGAUUUGCCAGGUCCAUUACUGGGUCCCCGAAGAGGCAAAACACGGCACCUUCGUGGGUCGCAUCGCGCAGGACCUGGGGCUGGAGCUGGCGGAGCUGGUGCCGCGCCUGUUCCGGGUGGCGUCCAAGGGCCGCGGGGACCUCCUGGAGGUAAAUCUGCAGAAUGGCAUUUUGUUUGUGAAUUCUCGGAUCGACCGCGAGGAGCUGUGCGGGCGGAGCCUGGAGUGCAGCAUCCACCUGGAGGUGGUGGUGGAGAGGCCGCUGCAGGUGUUCCACGUGGAGGUGGAGGUUAAAGAUAUUAACGACCACUCCCCGGUAUUCUCCGUCUCAGAACAAAAGCUGGCAAUACCGGAAUCUCGACUGCUUGACUCUCGAUUUCCACUAGAAGGCGCAUCUGAUGCGGAUGUUGGAGAAAACGCAAAGCUUACAUACAGACUCAGUCCAAAUGAGUUUUUCAUUCUUGAUAUUAUAAACAAAAAAGGGAAAGGCAAAUUCCCAGUACUUGUGCUACGAAAACUGCUGGAUCGUGAAGAAAAUCCUCAGCUUUUGUUGUUAUUAACGGCAACUGAUGGAGGCAAACCUGAACUUACUGGAUCUGUUUCUCUGCUGAUCCUGGUGUUGGAUGCCAAUGAUAAUGCCCCAAUAUUUGACCGAUCCAUAUAUGAAGUUAAGAUGUAUGAAAAUGCACCCAACCAAACGUUAGUAAUAUGGCUAAAUGCUUCUGACGCAGAUGAAGAAAUAAACAAGGAAUUGAUAUAUUCAUUUAGCUCCUUGGUUACACCCAGCAUAAGAAGGAAAUUUCUAAUGAAUGAAAGGACGGGAGAAAUAAGAGUAAAUGAUGCUAUUGACUUUGAAGAUAGUAACACUUAUGAAAUUCAUGUAGAUGUUACAGAUAAAGGAAACCCACCCAUGGCGGGUCACUGCACUGUCCUAGUGGAAAUCCUGGAUGAAAAUGACAAUUCACCUGAGGUGGUUGUCACUUCACUGUCUCUCCCAGUGCUAGAGGAUGCUCAGUUGGGCACUGUCAUCGCCUUGAUCAGUGUAUCUGACCGUGACUCUGGCGCCAAUGGGCAGGUGACCUGCUUACUAACACCCCAAUCCCCCUUCAAGCUGGUGUCCACCUUCAAGAAUUACUAUUCGCUGGUGCUGGACAGCGCUUUGGACCGCGAGAAGCUCUCACAGUACCAGUUGGUGGUGACAGCACGGGAUGGGGGUUCGCCUUCACUGUCGUCCACAGCCAGCGUGUCCGUGGAGGUGGCCGACGUGAACGACAACGCGCCAGAGUUCCCACAGCCCGAGCACACGGUGUUCGUGAAGGAGAACAACCCGCCCGGCUGCCACAUCUUCACGGUGUCCGCGCGGGACCUGGACGCGCAGGAGAACGCGCUGGUGUCCUACUCGCUGGUGGAGCGGCGGGUGGGCGAGCGCGCGCUGUCGAGCUACGUGUCGGUGCACGCGGAGAGCGGCAAGGUGUACGCGCUGCAGCCUCUGGACCACGAGGAGCUGGAGCUGCUGCAGUUCCAGGUGAGCGCGCGCGACGCGGGCGUGCCUCCUCUGGGCAGCAACGUGACGCUGCAGGUGUUCGUGCUGGACGAGAACGACAACGCGCCUGCGCUGCUGCCGCCUGGGGCAGGCGCUGGGGGCAGCGCGGUGAGCGAGCCGGUGUCGCGGUCGGUGGGCGCGGGCCACGUGGUGGCGAAGGUGCGCGCGGUGGACGCGGACUCGGGCUACAACGCGUGGCUGUCCUAUGAGCUGCUGCCGGCGGCGGGUGGUGCGCGCAGCCCGUUCCGCGUGGGGCUGUACACGGGCGAGAUCAGCACGACGCGCGCCCUGGACGAGGCGGACUCGCCGCGCCAGCGCCUCCUGGUGCUGGUGAAGGACCAUGGCGAGCCGGCGCUGGCGGUCACGGCCACCGUGCUGCUGUCGCUGGUGGACAGCGGCCAGGCGCCUAAGGCCUCCUUGCGAGAGUCCUCUGGCACCGCGAGCGCGAAGGCGGCGCUGGUGGAUGUGAACGUGUACCUGAUCAUCGCCAUCUGCGCGGUGUCCAGCCUGUUGGUGCUCACGCUGCUGCUGUACACGGCUCUGCGGUGCUCGGCGCCGCCCACCGAGGGCGCGUGCGGGCCGGGGAAGCCCGUGCUGGUGUGCUCCAGCGCGGUGGGCAGCUGGUCUUACUCGCAGCAGAAGCGGCAGAGGGUGUGCUCUGGGGAGGGGCCGCCCAAGACGGACCUCAUGGCCUUCAGCCCCAGCCUUCCUCCGUGUCCAGUACCAGAGGUGGAAACGGAACAGUCUAUUGGAGGAGACCACUCUACGAAGGAUGUCGUUGUUCUCCAAGAAGAGGAUUGUUUUAACAAAGAAAAUUACCAUUACUCCCAGGAUCAGAAAGAUUCUCCACCGCUCAGGAGCUUUAAAGACUACAAGCACACCCAUAUUGUUAAGAUCAUCUGGGACAUCAGGAAUAAAGACUUGGAAGAAAUAUCUCAAAAGGACUACACCUUUCUACUCGUGAAAUGUUGA
Eptesicus fuscus (big brown bat) is the source of this 2637-nucleotide messenger RNA. Its product is annotated as protocadherin alpha-10-like. The transcript is spliced from 2 exons. Lineage: Eukaryota; Metazoa; Chordata; Mammalia; Chiroptera; Vespertilionidae. The record is from RefSeq and is a predicted model, not a curated record. Gene Ontology annotation, biological process: homophilic cell-cell adhesion. The coding region runs from base 46 to 2637 and encodes 863 amino acids. Gene Ontology annotation, molecular function: calcium ion binding. Gene Ontology annotation, cellular component: plasma membrane.